Molecule: messenger RNA, 1651 nt
Organism: Sinocyclocheilus rhinocerous
Lineage: Eukaryota; Metazoa; Chordata; Actinopteri; Cypriniformes; Cyprinidae
Gene: lrrc63
Product: leucine rich repeat containing 63
Exons: 9
Coding region: 1-1530 (509 amino acids)
Cellular component (GO): cytoplasm
Source: RefSeq, a predicted model, not a curated record
AUGUUUGUGAUGUUGGUAACGUCUGAUGUUCUGAUGAAGCAGCCUGGAUGUGAUGGAUCUGUUGAGACGGCCGCUGCCUCCUAUCAUGAUGAACGGAGUGAGUCCGCCUGCCGUCCACAGACUCUUCGUGUCGUUCCGAUCAUCAGCGGUUUCUCCCAGAAUCCUCAGCGCGCCGCACCUGCGCCUCUACAGCCUCGACCUCCUGACCUCUUCUGCCUCAAUGACUUCCUGCAGGUGAGCGGGUCGGGCCGCGGGUCAGGGGACGGGCUGAGGAGGACGGUUCUGUCCCGCUGUAACUACAGGAAGCUGCUGCGUCUCUUCCUGUCGGAGCUGCACUGUGGAGGGCAGGAUGCAGUAGCCAAUCAGACGCUGAGCUGCGAGGGUUUGCCGCCGCCCACACGCAGGAUCCCUCGCAGACAGAUCAUCUGCGAGUUAGCAGCGAUGGUUCAAAUGGAAGCACGAGCACAAAACUCUUUCAGGAGUAAAUCUGGAGUUUGUCGAGCAUCUGAAGAUCAGUCAGUGGAUCAGCAAUGGAUGACAGUGGAGAGACGGACCGAACACACACAACAUGAGGCCUACACAGCUCAUGAAGUUCUUCUGAACGCUGUGACCAGCAAACACUUCCAGAAUUCCCGUCGCUCUCGAUCCCCGUUCCGCCGCGCGGGAGAGCAUAACAUCAUCAGUGCGUCUGAACUCGCCGUCCUCAACUGCAUCACACGAGGAGGAACCAGACUCAGCUUCAAGGCUCAUUUCAUCUGUGAUCUUCCUGACGUGUCGUCACUGUCUGAACGUCUCCAGUAUCUGAACGUGUCCUUCAAUCACCUCACACACGUUCCUCAGGAGGUGUGUGAUCUUCAUCAGCUGCGGGUGUUGAAGAUGAGGAAUAACCCCAUCGAGGAGCUUCCUGCUCAAAUCAGCAAACUCCACAAGCUCCAGACGCUGGUCGUCUCCUUCUGCAAGAUCACACAGCUGCCCGAGCAGCUGUACUCUCUUCCGUGUCUGCAGCAUCUGGACGUGUCCUAUAAUCUCCUCAGAUCCCUCAGCAGUGACAUCAGACACCUCAGGUCUCUGAGGUCUCUGAACGUUGAAGGGAAUCAGUUAGUGGCUCUUCCCGCCGGUCUGCUCCGUGUGUCCGUGUCGGAGCUCAGGAUGUCUGGGAAUUACACACACGUGUUACUGUGGAGCGAGAACAGCUGCAACUCUCCUCAGACGCUGCUGCACACGGCUGCACACACACUCGCACACACACACACACAGCAGCGCUACACACACCUGCUGCCCGCCGCACGGGUCAUCCUGAACAGUGCUGGUGUGUGUGACGCUUGCAGGGGUCCCAUGUUCGGCGCGGGUCUCAAGCUCAUUCGUCCCGCUCACGGCGUGUUUGGGCUUCCGUCCGUCCCGGUCAUGUUCUGCUGCUGUUCUCCUGCGUGUCUCCACAGAUUCAGGAAUCAAACCAACAACAACCAGACACGGUCUGAUCAGACAAGAGCCACUUUAUUCUGCAGAACUGCAGCGUUUACACUUCUUUAAAACACCUUCAGAGGAAAAUGGACAAAUCAUGUAAAAUACUUCUUCAUUCUGACUGUUUUGAACUUCCUCUCAAGCCCAAACACUGUCCUGCUCACAUGAAAUGUGUUAUACUGCUGUAUAU